Lampris incognitus (smalleye Pacific opah) is the source of this 4495-nucleotide messenger RNA. It is a transcript of the gene trappc13, whose product is annotated as trafficking protein particle complex subunit 13. Gene Ontology annotation, cellular component: TRAPPIII protein complex. The transcript has 13 exons. Bases 63 to 1328 code for a protein of 421 amino acids. The record is from RefSeq and is a predicted model, not a curated record. Lineage: Eukaryota; Metazoa; Chordata; Actinopteri; Lampriformes; Lampridae.
AUAGCCAGCUAACACAGCUUAGCUACAGCCAGCUCUACCGGUGACGUGUACCACGCAGCUAAAUGGACGUAAAUCAGGCGAAACAGGAGCAUCUACUCGCAUUAAAAGUGAUGCGGUUAACAAAACCAACUCUCUUCACAAACAUGCCUGUGACAUGUGAGGAAAGAGAUCUCCCAGGUGAUUUGUUUGGUCAACUCAUGAAGGUAGACCCAUCCACCAUUAAAGGAGCGGAGGCGUUAAUGCUUGGAGAGAUGCUCACAUUGCCACAAAACUUUGGUAAUAUUUUCCUUGGUGAGACCUUCUCCAGUUAUAUAAGUGUUCAUAAUGACAGCAAGCAGGUUGUGAAGGACAUACUUGUAAAGGCCGAUUUGCAGACCAGCUCGCAGAGGCUCAAUCUCUCGGCGUCCAACUCUGCAGUUGCAGAACUCAAACCGAAGUGCUGCAUUGAUGACGUCAUCCACCAUGAAGUCAAAGAAAUUGGAACUCAUAUCCUAGUUUGUGCGGUCAGUUACACCACCCGGUACGGGGAGAAACUUUAUUUCCGGAAGUUCUUCAAGUUUCAGGUUUUGAAGCCGCUCGAUGUAAAAACCAAGUUCUACAAUGCGGAGAGUGACCUCAGUUCUGUGACUGACGAGGUGUUCCUGGAGGCCCAGAUUCAGAACAUAACCACCUCACCGAUGUUCAUGGAGAAGGUCUCUUUAGAGCCCUCUAUGAUGUACAAUGUCACAGAGCUCAACACUGUGGCAUGUGGAGACCAAGGGGAGUCUACUUUUGGGAAGAUGUCCUUUCUGCAGCCCAUGGACACACGGCAAUACCUGUAUUGCCUUAAACCAAAGCCAGAGUUUGCGGAGAAGGCUGGCGUCAUCAAGGGUGUGACGGUGAUUGGCAAACUCGACAUUGUAUGGAAGACCAAUCUUGGAGAAAGAGGGAGGUUACAGACCAGUCAGCUACAAAGAAUGGCUCCUGGAUAUGGGGAUAUCAGGCUGUCAUUGGAGAUAAUACCUGACACUGUGAACCUUGAAGAACCCUUUGACAUUAUCUGUAAAAUCACCAACUGCAGCGAGAGAACCAUGGACCUGGUGCUGGAGAUGUGUAAUACAAGAUCUGUUCAUUGGUGUGGUGUAUCAGGGAGGCAGUUGGGAAAACUGAAUCCUAGUGCUUCCCUCUCUCUGCCUCUCAAGCUUCUGACAUCCGUCCAAGGUUUGCAGAGUAUUUCUGGACUAAGGCUCACAGAUACAUUUCUGAAGAGGACCUAUGAAUAUGAUGAUAUUGCACAAGUUUGUGUGGUGUGUCCAUACACAAGUAACGAGACCUUGAAUAAUAUUUAAAUAUAGUUCCUCACAUCUCAAUUUUGAAUGGACCAACUGUGGAUUUCUGCCGCUGCCCUGACUUCACUCACUUUUUACAUACUUAAGGUGAUCAUUUUUUAACAUGUAUUGUGUAUUAUUUUCUUUGAAAUGAAUUGUUUAAUUCCUAUUUAUGUAUAUUAAUAUGAAUUUAAGGCACUAUAAUGCUUGAUGCACCAUGUAUCUUUGCAAAAUGUUUUUUUUAAUGUGUUGCAAAGUCAGUAUAAGUCACUGGACAACAGAAUAUUUUGCUUCCUGAACACUUGGGUGUAUUGUAUGGAUUUUGGGUUGCUGAUCACGAAAAUCACCUUAACAUUUUCCUAUCACAUACCGUUUUGUAGAUAUAACCUAUUUUUGGUGAUUUCCUGUCAUGUUUUAAGUCCACUAGUAUAUGGCUCACAAAGCAAGAUGUUUUGGUCAGUCCACGCCUACCUGGGCAUGCAGUCAGUGCAGGUGCUGUGCAAAUAUUGUCUUGGGCAUGCAGUCAACCUGAGAGCUUGGCUCAGAAGUACUCGGAAGUCAAUGCCAUUUGCAGUCCCAAUGAUAUGGUGAGAACAGAAGGAUCACGUGACAGACUGUUACUGCUGUCUGACCAAUGUAUCUGGCUUCUCUACUAAAAAUAAGAAAUCUGUUCAAUACACCAAUACGCCUUCAGCCAUGAGACCAGUGCCACAUGAUGACAGUUUGCCAGUACUGAAGCCACCAGAGACAUGGAGCCUAGAUGAGGCAGAUGAAGAUACUACAACACAUGAACCAGAUGUGCAAAACGACACUGAUCCAGAUGUUGAACCCUUUAUGCCUGAUUAUCCUCAUCUGAUUACACAACCAGGAAGCUAAAGCAGAAAAACUUGUUUCAAGAUUGCAAGGAUGGGGUUUGCUGUCACCAGGUACAAAAAAUUCUUUCGGAACCGUCAAGAACAUUUGACAAAUUUCUUUACACAGGUUGACAACCUCUGUUUUUGCACUGACCUUGUCGGAUUGUUCGUGGCUUUGGGUUGUGUGCAUGAGCCACAACAAUGGCAUCUUUUUAUAGAUUCGUUAAAGUGAAGCCUGAAAGCUGUCCUGUUACACAUUGGCAAUGUCCACCCUUCAGUACCCACUGGCUAUGCAGUACACAUGAAAGAAACCUACAAUAAGAUGGAACUGUUUUUGAAACACACACAGUACAACAAGUACGACUGGAACAUCUGAGGUGGUCUAGAAGUAUUGGCACUGCUACUAGGAAUCCAGCUCGGAUAUACAAAGUACUGUUGUUUCCUUUGUGAAUGAGAUAGCCUAGCUAAAGAGUCACAGUCAAUUAAAAAAGAACUGGCCGCUCUGUAAGCAUUUCCUUCCAGGGCAGAAAAGUGUGGCGCUUAAACCACUUGUCAAUCCAACAAAGAUAUUUCUGCCUCCUCUUCAUAUAAAACUCGAAUUGAUGAAACAUUUUGUGAAAGCAGUGAACAGAAGGUGAUGGAUUUUGCUAUUUGAGACGGAUGUUUCCAAGAAUAACCGAUGCCAAGAUUAAGGAAGGUAUUUCUGUUGGUCCACAAAUCAGACAGGUCAUCAAUGACAGGGAGUUAGAAGAUCUGCUAGUGGGUUCAGAGAAAAUAGCAUGGAAGGCAUUUCAGGAUGUUCUUGGGAAUUUUCUUGGCAACUGCAGAGCACCAAACUACACUGAGCUGCUUGACAAACAUGCUUAAAGCAUACAAACCCAUGAAGUGCAACAUCCAUCCAUUAUCCAAGCCGCUUAUCUUAAUGGGGUCACGGGAUGCUUGAGCCUAUCCCAGCAGUCACUGGGCAGCAGGCGGGGAAACACCCUGGACAGGCCGCCAGUCCAUCACAGGGCUGACACCUUCACACCUAGGGACAAUUUAGUAUGGCCAAUUCACCUGACCUACAUGUCUUUGGACUGAGGGAGGAAACCGGAGCACCCGGAGGAAACCCACGCAGACAUGGGGAGAACAUGCAAACUGCACACAGGAAGACCUGGGAUGAUUGGAUGACCCCCCCCCCCCCCAAGGCUGGACAACCCCAGGAUUCGAACCCAAGACGUUCUUGCUGUGUGGCGACCGCUCUAACCACUGCGCCACCAUACUGCGAAGUGCAACAUGUCAUUGAAAAUUCAUUUUCUGCAUUCACACAUGGUCUUCCCUGCUGAUCUUGGUGCAGUCAGUGACAACCAUGGUGAAAGGUUUCACCAGGACAUUGUGACCAUGGAAAAGAGGUAUCAGGGCAACUGGAAUCUAUCAAUGCUGACCAACUAUUGUUGGGACACUGACACGAGAGGCACCAGAUGCUGAGUACAAACGAAAAUCAGCUGCAGAACAUUUUAAGCUCAGUUGAACUAACACCAAUGUGUCAGCAUCAUUAUGUGAUUAAACAUGUUAAAUUCAGUAAACGUUAUUUUAGUGUUUCUCCAAAUUCCCACGUGAUACAGCAAAUCUGAAAUUAUUUUCGUGUUCAGCUCGACAUUGUCUAUCAUGAUCUCUCAUUCUUUGUUUCAGGAAGCAAAACGUUUGAAAAAUGUUGUUGUCCAGUGAUUUACUUCCAAUCCAUGCUUACCUUGUUAAACUUUCGGUCACAUUUUAUUUGAAGGGGUGUGCAUAAGAUUGCCAGCUGUCAUAACAAUGACAUGACACCUGUCGUGAACAUGAAAGAAUCUUUAUGAACGUUCAUGACUGUUGUCAUUGAGUUUGACUUUAUCGUAAUGUAAAAUAUGUAAAAUUUUAUGUAAAUUUUUCAGAUACUAGCAUGAAUUAAUCACCUCUUUGUCGUUUGUCCAUAAGUUGGCCUUACAAGGCAAAUCAUUUUGGGACGGACCCUUUUUAAGUCUGGAUCAGCUAACGUAUUGGGAACUUGUAUUUAUCGCCUCAUGACUUUUUUUUUUAAAAAUUUAACUCAUGAUUUGACUCAUUUGGAAUAAGCCUUAUAGUGUAGGGGUUUUAGCCAAAUGUAAUACUGCAAAUAUGAAAUCACUACAAAGAUUUAAUUUAAUAUGUAAUGUCCUCCACCCAACUACACCUCAUCUUUUUUAUUAAUUCAUUCUCUGAUUUUUUUUUUUUCUUUGCCCUUUUUCCUCCCCAAUUACCCCUCUUCUGAGCCGUCCCAGUCGCUGCCCCACCCCCUCUGCCGAUCUGGGGAGGGCUGCAGACUACCACAUGCCUCCU